AUGGAUUCCAUCAUCGACCUCUCCGAUGCCUCGCAGGCUCUCGACCUCUCGCGCAUCCGCUACCAGCUGAUCCGGCUGGAAGACACCAUCACGUUCCACCUCAUUGAGCGAGUGCAGUUCCCGCUCAACAAGAACAUCUACAUCCCGGGGGCCGUACCGAUACCCAACAGCAGCCUGAGCUUUAUGGACUGGUACCUGACGGAGCAGGAGCGGCUGCAGUCGCUGAUCCGGCGCUACGAGUCGCCCGACGAGUACCCGUUCUUCCCCGACGCCGUGCAAAAUUCCAUCCUGGACUCGCUGCACUACCCAAAGAUCCUGCACCCCAACGACGUCAACGUCAACGACAAGAUCAAGACCUUCUACACGGAGCAGUUCUUGCCCAAGGUGUGCCCCGACUUUGGGCACGGCGACCGGGGCGUGUCGCAGGAGAACUACGGCUCGUCGGCGACGUGCGACAUCGCCUGCCUGCAGGCCCUGUCGCGCCGCAUCCACUUUGGCAAGUUCGUCGCCGAGUCAAAGUUUCAGUCCGAGACGGAGCGCUUCACGCGCCUCAUCCGGGCUGGCGACCGCGGCGGCAUCGGCGACGCCAUCACGAAUAAGGCCGUGGAGAAGAAGGUGCUCGAGAGGCUGAAGCUCAAGGCCCAGACGUACGGGACCGACCCCUCGCUCGGCGCCGAUGCCGGAGAGCAGGUCAAGAUCAACGUGGACGCCGUCGUGGCCAUGUACGAGGACUUUGUCAUCCCCCUGACCAAAGACGUCGAGGUCGACUAUCUGAUGCAGAGACUUGAACCCGCGCCGUAG
This is a messenger RNA of Lasiosphaeria miniovina, 801 nucleotides long. RefSeq names its product chorismate mutase-like protein. NCBI's taxonomy places the organism in Eukaryota, Fungi, Ascomycota, Sordariomycetes, Sordariales, Lasiosphaeriaceae. The transcript has 2 exons. The record is from RefSeq and is a predicted model, not a curated record. Gene Ontology annotation, biological process: aromatic amino acid biosynthetic process; chorismate metabolic process. Gene Ontology annotation, cellular component: cytoplasm. Gene Ontology annotation, molecular function: chorismate mutase activity. The coding region runs from base 1 to 801 and encodes 266 amino acids.